AUGUCGACCUCAGGAGAGCCAGCCUUUGAGUUUGGCUUCUUGCUACAGAUAGAUGAGGAGGCCGCGCUGGCGGCGGCCCUGAAUGACUACCUAAUCUCUCGCAGCUACCUGGCUGGGUUCACCCCCUCCCAAACCGACCAGAAAGUCUUUAAGCUCCUCCGCAGGCCCCCAGACCCACACCAUGUCCACGCUCUGCGCUGGUACAGACACAUAGCGUCCCUGCAGCUGGAGCUCCUCCUCCUCCUCCCUGACAGCAGCUUGAAAGGGAAGCGGGUUCAGCCCCCCUGGUCUCCACCAGCAGGAACAGACGUUCCCCAACUCCGGCUCUACAACAGCCUGACCAGAGCCAAGGAGCCGUUUGUUCCUCAGAAAGGGAACAAGGUCACGUGGUACUGCUGCGGGCCGACGGUUUACGAUGCCUCACACAUGGGACACGCCAGGUCGUACAUAUCCUUCGACAUUCUGCGGAGGAUACUGCGGGAUUACUUCAAGUACGACGUCCUGUACUGCAUGAACAUCACCGACAUCGAUGACAAAAUCAUCAAGAGAGCGCGGCAGAACUUCCUCCUGGAUCAGUACAAGGAGAAGAAACCACAACCUGCUCAGAUCCUGCAGGACGUCCUGAGUGCCAGAGGGCCGUUUCAGGCCGGCUUGGCGUCGACCACGGACCCAGAUAAGAAGCAGAUGUUGGAGAGGCUGGACGCCGCUGUGACGGCCGCUCUGCAGCCUCUGCAGGCAGCGAUGGACGGCAAAGCAUCAGACGAGGUGGUUCAACCUCUGGCCCAGGCACUGCUGGAGAGCUCCAAGGACCUGCUCGCUGAUUGGUUGGACAAACAGUUUGGAAGUCAAGUCACAGAGAAUUCAAUCUUCUCUAUUCUGCCCAAAUACUGGGAGGGCGAGUACCACAAAGACAUGGAGGCUCUGAACGUUCUCCCCGCAGACGUUCUCACCCGGGUCAGUGAAUACGUCCCCGAGAUCGUGGACUUUGUGGAGAAGGUCAUCUCCAACGGUUACGGGUACGAAUCGAACGGCUCCGUGUACUUCGACACCGCAAAGUUUGACUCCAGUCCGACGCACUCGUACGCCAAACUGGUGCCAGAGGCGGUCGGAGAUCAGAAAGCGCUACAGGAGGGAGAGGGCGAUCUGAGCAUCUCAGCGGACAGAUUAAGUGAGAAAAAGUCGCCCAAUGACUUCGCCCUGUGGAAGGCGUCGAAGCCCGGAGAGCCGUCGUGGGACUCUCCGUGGGGGAAGGGGCGGCCCGGCUGGCACAUCGAAUGUUCGGCCAUGGCCGGAUCCAUCUUAGGGGAGUCCAUGGACAUCCACGGGGGAGGCUUCGACCUCCGGUUCCCCCAUCACGACAACGAGCUGGCGCAGUCUGAGGCUUUCUUUGAGAACGAUUACUGGGUCCGGUACUUCCUGCACACCGGACACCUGACGAUCGCUGGCUGCAAGAUGUCCAAAUCUCUGAAGAACUUCAUCACCAUUAAAGACGCUUUGGCGAAAAACACAGCUCGACAGCUCCGUCUGGCUUUCUUGAUGCAUUCCUGGAAAGACACCCUGGACUACUCGUCGAACACGAUGGAGUCGGCCGUCCAGUACGAGAAGUUCUUGAACGAGUUCUUCCUGAAUGUCAAAGACAUACUGCGCACUCCUACCGACAUCACCGGUCGCUUUGAGAAGUGGGAGGCAGCAGAGGUGGAGCUGAACAACAGUUUCUACGACAGGAAGUCAGCCGUCCACGAGGCGCUGUGCGACAACAUGGACACUCGCACCGCCAUGGAGGAGAUGAGAGUCCUGGUCGGUCAGAGUAACAGCUACAUCGCUAACAGGAAGAGCGCCAAGCUGAAGCCAAACCGCAUGCUGGUGGAAAGCAUCGCCGUGUAUCUCACCAACAUGCUCAAGAUAUUUGGUGCAAUAGAAGAAUCCAAUUCCAUCGGUUUCGCGGUCGGAGGACAAGGUCAGAACGUCGAUCUGGAGAGCACGGUGAUGCCGUACCUCAGCGUGCUGUCCGAUUUCAGAGAGGGCGUCCGGAAAAUUGCCCGAGAGCAGAAAGUGACUGAGCUGCUGCAGCUGUGUGACGUCGUCCGUGAUGACACGUUACCGGAGCUCGGAGUCCGACUGGAAGAUCAUGAAGGUCUGCCCACUGUGGUGAAACUGGUGGACAAGGAGACUCUACUGAAGGAGAGAGAGGAGAAGAAGAAGAUGGAGGAAGAGAAGAAGAAGAAGAAGGAAGAGGCUGCUAGAAAGAAACAAGAACAGGAGAUGGCUAAACUCGCCAAGAUGAAAAUCCCCCCGUGUGAAAUGUUUCGCAAAGAAGCCGACAAGUAUUCCCAGUUUGAUGAGACGGGUUUCCCCACUCACGACGCCGAAGGAAAGGAGCUGAGCAAAGGGCAAGCCAAGAAGCUGCGGAAGCUCUACGAGGCCCAGGAGAAGUUACACAACGAGUAUCUGCAGAUGAACCAAAAUGGAAACUGAGUGCGUGCGAAACCAUCCCAAGCCAUCCGCCCCACAGAGAAACCUGCAGAAUAGAUGUCACGCCCGGAGACGCCGGGGUCAUCGUUUGUCUCGUUUUCAUCUGAUUCAGAAAAAUACAGCCAGAGUGUGUUUUUAAGAAUGAAAAGACACUUCAUCAGUCCACACAGGCCAUGCAUCAUUUAAACAAUAAAGGGAACAGAGAGUUCAGUGAGGAACACUUAA
Molecule: messenger RNA, 2697 nt
Organism: Labrus bergylta (ballan wrasse)
Lineage: Eukaryota; Metazoa; Chordata; Actinopteri; Labriformes; Labridae
Gene: cars1
Product: cysteinyl-tRNA synthetase 1
Biological process (GO): cysteinyl-tRNA aminoacylation
Cellular component (GO): cytoplasm
Molecular function (GO): cysteine-tRNA ligase activity; ATP binding
Source: RefSeq, a predicted model, not a curated record